Molecule: messenger RNA, 801 nt
Organism: Lecanosticta acicola
Lineage: Eukaryota; Fungi; Ascomycota; Dothideomycetes; Mycosphaerellales; Mycosphaerellaceae
Source: the annotation of a GenBank genome assembly
AUGCCGCACAAAAAACACGUCGUCUUCGACGUAGUCGGAACCCUCGUCUGCUUCGAUGCUUUCUACAGACGCAUAGACGAGACCAUCGGUCCCAAACUCCGCGAACGUGGCAUUCCGUCCCGACUCUUCGGAUAUACGUGGAUGACGCAUUCGGAGCUCGAAUUCACAUUCCUCUCCAUGAGCGAGCGACAUGCGGCGUACAGGAAUGUGAUGCAAGCGAUGUUCUAUCGGAAUCUCUGGAUGGCGGGAAUCGAGGAGCCGCGGGAGGUGUUUAGUGAUGCGGAGAGGGAGAAGUGUCAGGAAGGUUAUAGUCUGUUGGAAUUGAGGCAAGGGGCGAGGGAGUGUAUUGAGAUUCUGAGGAAGGGAGGCUUUGAGGUCUGGUGUUUGACCACGGCAGGUGUGUGCGAGACGUUUCGUUAGCGAUGUGUUGGGGGCGCUCUGGGAUGCUGAUAUGCUGAUGUUAUGCUCGAUCUAGACACGGCGCGAGUGCAGGGCUACUUCCACCGCGGAGGCGUCGAGAUGCCAGCGGACCGGUUCGUGAGCUGCGACACUCAGGGCGUCGCGAAGCCUGCGCUGGCCGCGUACCGGCCGGUCUUUGAGCAGUUUGGGGCGGAUGAUGAGAAGUGGUUUGCUGCGGCGCAUAUGUGGGAUGUCAGUGCCGCGAGACAAGUCGGGUUCCGUGGCGCGUACUGUUCCGCGUACGAGAAGGAAGACUGUCUGGAGCUGUUUGGGGGGAAGAUGGAAGUCAUGAGCCGCACGCUCGUGGAGAUGGCUCAGAAGUUGGUCGAGGCGGCGAAGUAG